UUUUUUUUUUCUUUUUUUCUUUUUUAUUUACCUCUAUUCAUGUUAUAUAAUAGUCGGUCAAUACCAUUUGAUAAAGAUGAUGAACAACAAGAAGGAUGUAAACUACUUGAUACAUUUGCUAUUUUUGUUCAGCUUUUAUUAGCCUGUGUUGCUUUCUCUACACUUAUCAUAAAACGACAACGAGAAAAGCCAAGAAGACCUCUACGCAUUUGGGGAUUUGAUAUCAGUAAACAAGUAGUUGGAGGAAUAGUCAUUCAUACACUGAACUUGGUUAUGUCAUACAUAUCUGGAUAUUCACUUGAGGAUAGUAGUCCGUCAAACCCAUGUGUCUGGUAUUGGUUAAAUAUAUUUGUAGAUACGACAUUAGGAACAGCUAUUAUAUGGGGAAUACUUCGUUUGGGACAAUUUAUAGCAAGACAAUGGGGAUUCUCAGGUUUUGAAAAUGGUGUAUAUGGAUCUACUUUUAGAAAACAAAUAGAACGAUGGUGGAAACAAUUAUUGAUGUAUGUAACAGCUUUGAUUAUGAUGAAAUUAUUGGUCCUUUUACUAUUUCGACUUUGUCCUUGGUUAGAAUGGUUUGGUGAAUGGGUUCUUGGUUGGACUUCGGGAAACUAUAAAAUUCAAGUAGUAUUUGUGAUGCUUAUUUUUCCAUUGAUCAUGAAUAUUGCUCAAUUUUGGAUAGUGGAUACAAUACUUAAACAUAACUCACAACAUACACCUAUUCAUUUGGAUGACGCUAUGGAUGAAGAUAUUCUGAUACCAAUCUAUGAUGAUGAGGAUGAUGAUUCUUUGGAUAAUAAUCAUCUUAAUCAAUAUGAUGAUGAUGAUGAUAGUCAUUGGCCUCCUCCAAUUCAUUCUCCUUUAAUGGAUGGCGAGCAAGAUGCUGUUUCACUUUCAUCCUCUUUGAAACCAUUGACUGGACUUCAAGAUGACGACGAUCAAAACAAAAAAGAAUUUAAUCUAAAUCCAUGGACUUACACCUCUUCUUCUAAUAGCAACCAAUCUCCUCCACCUUCCCAACAAUGAAACAAUGUAUCAGUAAUUGUAGAUUAGUUGUUUAAUUUAUUGUCUUCUUUUUUUUAAAAAAAAAAAAAAAUAUAUAAUAAAAUUGAUUAUUUU
Halteromyces radiatus is the source of this 1119-nucleotide messenger RNA. Its product is annotated as vacuolar membrane protein-domain-containing protein. NCBI's taxonomy places the organism in Eukaryota, Fungi, Mucoromycota, Mucoromycetes, Mucorales, Cunninghamellaceae. The coding region runs from base 40 to 1026 and encodes 328 amino acids. The transcript has 4 exons. The record is from RefSeq and is a predicted model, not a curated record. Gene Ontology annotation, cellular component: membrane.